CGAUUCUAUCACACAAAAUCAUUAACGUCUUUAUGAUUGUACAGUUAUAUAAUCUGAACACAAAGAAGCACCGGAAAUUAAUGACUUAUUUAAUUUGUACUGUUUUUAAAGGUUAAAAAAACUGAGUGUUACCUGUGGUUGAAAAAAAGCCAUGUUGGCUGAUCUCUGCCCUCGUUGUAAAGUUUAACUUGUGAAUAAACAGUGUGUUUGUGUGGAUCAAUAGUGUCUCGCUUGUUCUUCUCUGCUCUCUGUUCUUUCCAGUUCAGAUUCUGACAUCAUGAAGACUCUUUUCACGCUGUUUGUUUUCAUGAGUUUCAACAAAGGAUUCUGCACUGAAACACAUGACCAGGUUCUGUCCAUCACCCCGACGACACAGGACCAGGUGGACGUCGUGAGGAAUGUGUCCACUCAACAUGAGACGGCGUUAUGGCAGCCGGCUUCACCUGAGUUCAUCAGAGCAGAGACAGACGUCCAUCUGUUUGUCCCCGCCACAAGUUCACAGGUCGUCAGUGAGCUGCUGCUGAGACACAACGUAACUCACGAAGUUUUACUGGACAACGCAAACGAGUUGAUCGAAAUGCAGACGAAAAACGACUCCACGGAUCCUCGAAGCAGCUCCACCUUCUACGAGAGAUAUCACAGCCUGGAGGACAUCUAUGACUGGAUCAACAGGACCACACAGGACAACCCCAGCAGAGUCAAAGCCGUUCUCAUCGGCUCCUCAUUUGAAAAAAGACCACUCUACGCUUUAAAGUUAUCUGUAAACACCAGAUCAAACAAGAAAGCCAUGUGGAUCGACUGUGGGAUCCAUGCCAGAGAGUGGAUCUCUCCCGCUUUCUGUUUGUGGUUCGUACAGAACUUUUUGUCGUUUUACGGACGAAACCAGGACGUCACCAACAUCCUGGACAACAUGGACGUCUACGUCCUGCCCGUCCUGAACCCUGAUGGAUAUCACUUCACAUGGACAACGAACAGGAUGUGGAGGAAGAACCGCUCGUUCAGCAGGAGCAGCUCGUGCGUCGGAGUCGACCUCAACAGGAACUUUGACGCCAACUGGUGCACCGAGGGAGCAUCCCAUAAUCCCUGCAGUGAAAUCUACUGCGGUGCUUUCCCUGAGUCAGAGCCGGAGACCGAGGCCGUGGCCAACUUCCUCCGCAGUCACAAAAAUUCCAUUCAGCUCUACCUCAGCAUCCACUCCUACUCUCAGAUGCUGCUCUUCCCGUUCUCGUGCACCACGGAGCAGGCGGAGAACCACGACGACCUGCUGGAAAUCGCCAAAGAAGCUGCUCAAAAAAUCCAGAGACAUUACAGGAACCACUACAAAUAUGGAGCUGGAGCAAAGACCAUAUACCUGGCUCCGGGAGGUUCUGAUGACUGGGCCUACAACCUGGGCAUUAAAUACUCCUUCACCUUCGAACUCCAGGACCGUGGCCGUUACGGCUUCCUCCUGCCGCCGUCACACAUUUCCAAAGCGUGCAACGAGGCUCUGAUCGCGGUGAAGACCAUCGCCAUGAAGGUCAUCGAGAAGACCCCAGCUUCUUCUGCAGCCUGAGGUUCAGUUCAGUUCAAUAUGACGAUGAGUCGUUUUUGUGAAUAAAGCCCACAGUCACAGUUAUCCUCAGCAAAAUAAUUGUUGCUGUAAUUGUAAAAAAAAAAAAUGCCUUUAAUAUAGUUUUUUUUUUUUUUUUUAAGUUUCUUGAACUUUCAACAAAUGUGUCGCAGUAUGUUUUGGAAUAUUUGUGUAUACAUUUAUGAUUGCAAAUAAAAAACGGAUGGAGGAA
Solea solea (common sole) is the source of this 1781-nucleotide messenger RNA. RefSeq names its product carboxypeptidase B2 (plasma) (gene cpb2). The transcript is spliced from 11 exons. The coding region runs from base 278 to 1552 and encodes 424 amino acids. Gene Ontology annotation, molecular function: metallocarboxypeptidase activity; zinc ion binding. Gene Ontology annotation, biological process: fibrinolysis; proteolysis. Lineage: Eukaryota; Metazoa; Chordata; Actinopteri; Pleuronectiformes; Soleidae. The record is from RefSeq and is a predicted model, not a curated record.